AUGAUGUCCCAUCAAAUAUUAGCCAGGCGCACGCCUCGCUAUUGCCAUGCCUGUAUCCGACGACCCAUCAUCCCACGACCACUUCAGUCAAACCGACCAUUCACCAACCAACCUCACCAAUCCUUCAACACCCCCUCGCCCAUUCGGCCUCAACUACCAUUCCUUUCCCAGACUCAAGGCCGACUCCCUCUCGCCCUCCAUCUGCGCCAACACUUCACCCGCCUAAUUUCCACCUCGCGCACAUCCCGCUACAAACGCGGCGUCUACCGCGGUCUCAAAAUCUCCGUUACCUUAUACGCGAUUCUGUGGAUGCUACACUUCAUCAAGACGGGACUGUAUCAAGAAGAGAUUGAGCAUAAAUGGCCCACGCCACAGGAAUGGAGUUGGCGCAGUCGAUGGGCGCUGCGGUCUGCGGUCGCAUUACAGCAUCCCGAGGAAAUCGGACAGGUCAAGACACCCUGGCAGAACGUCUACGGAUUUUAUAAGCAGCUACUUGAGCGUCUGGAAGAUCCGAACGUCGACGGCGCGGGGAUUUUGGAGCAAGAAGAAGGCGGUAUGUUAGUUGACGGAAUUGGGAAAUUGGGCUACGACGUGUCGCAGAAGAGUGAACCGUGGCGGAGGGGUUAUUUCCAGUGUUUGAUCAAUUCGGCGAAAGCGGCGGAAUAUUUGGAUGGGUUUAUGACGGAUCGCAAACAACGAAUCACUGCGCCCAAGGAGUAUGUGCAUGGACCGUCAAACCCGGAUGCGAAGACGUUGCCUGGUCGGACGGGUAUUGUGAUGCGCGAGGAGGAUUGUACGCCUUCAGCGCCGGCGCCGGAAGUGUUUUAUAUGAAGAUUUUGACGACCAAGGGAUUUACGGCGAGACAAAAGAUUGAUGCUGCGUUGGGAUAUGCGGAUUGGCUGAAUUACAAAGGGUUGAGUAGUACGGCUGAGGAUAUGUAUGCUUGGGCAAUGGAUAUUGCAACAUCGGGGCUGCCGUAUGAUGCUUCGACGGUGGUGGACACGAAAACCUGCAUACUCAAAAAUAACGGCAAAAAUGUUGCAUCCGAUAAUAUCAUGCGGGUAUCGACCGCUCUUGGUGUGCACAGCGUCAAGUCUGGAGAUCUAACUACGGCACUAUCGAUAUUCACCUCAAUCCUCAAAGCGCGCCGCAACCUACCGCAGUUCGAAACAUCAGAGAAUAAAAACCGAUCACGCCCCACGCCAGCUUUGGACGAAUAUCUCGAAAAAAUCAAAAACAUGUUCGUCCCUUCAGUCUACCCCGAAGCACCAUCCGACGGAAACGAGCCGCCUGUACGAGACGCCAGUGCGCCGUGCUUAGAGGCAGGACUAAUGACAUAUAUCGGCGAAAUCCUGUACGCAUCCUCCUCCAAAGAGACCGGUCUCGCCUGGACGCGCGACGCAGUCGACAUGACCGAAUCCGUCUUACUCGACCUGCCGAGCGCCAGCUCCAGCUCCAGCGGCGUAUACAACGAAGAGAUCCGCGAAACGCGCAGUCGGUGCUCGUCAUGCCUCAAAGUCGGAUUGAAUAAUUGGCGCACGAUGGUAGACAAUCUCGUCACGGAAGCGACCGUCGCCGAACAAGCCGCCAUUUCGAGCAUAGACAAGAGUUGGUUCACUAACAGCGCAAAGAAGACUGCAGAAGGAAAAACGUUUGAAAGGAAACGGUGGCAGGCGGAGAAGAUGAUUAUUGAGGAUCGGGCGAAUGGGUUGUUGCGGUUGACGAAUGAGUACACGUUGUAUAAGCCGAGCGGGUUCAAUUUGUCUUUGUUUUAG
This is a messenger RNA of Talaromyces amestolkiae, 1776 nucleotides long. RefSeq lists its product as uncharacterized. Lineage: Eukaryota; Fungi; Ascomycota; Eurotiomycetes; Eurotiales; Trichocomaceae. The transcript has a single exon. Bases 1 to 1776 code for a protein of 591 amino acids. The record is from RefSeq and is a predicted model, not a curated record.